This is a messenger RNA of Rhinichthys klamathensis goyatoka, 1021 nucleotides long. It is a transcript of the gene tmem45b, whose product is annotated as transmembrane protein 45B. The record is from RefSeq and is a predicted model, not a curated record. Bases 127 to 978 code for a protein of 283 amino acids. The transcript is spliced from 6 exons. NCBI's taxonomy places the organism in Eukaryota, Metazoa, Chordata, Actinopteri, Cypriniformes, Leuciscidae.
AAAGCAGGUGAGCAGGUGCGCUUUUUGCAGAGAGGUAACUAGGAUAUUCCCAUCACAAGAUCCGCACAGGAGCACAGGAGCACUGGGCACCCCGCCGUGACAACACAGGCCAGCGUUCAGGGCAGAAUGGCCAACUUCAAGGGACAUGCACUACCUGGUACAUUCUUCCUGCUGUUUGGCCUGUGGUGGUCGAUUAAGUACCCUUUCCGACAGAUACGGAGGAAACGAGAGAGGCAACAUGGAGACAGAGAUAGACAAAUGCACACUGUACUCUUAAACCGCAUAGACUUAAUUGAAGGAGCUCUAAAGAUCUUUUUUGCAUUUGUUGGGAUCAUGGCAGAGCAGUUUGUGCCUGAUGGUCCUCAUGCACAUCUGUAUCAGGGUGGCUGGGUGAAGCUGAUGAAUUGGCAGCACAGCACCAUGUACUUGUUCUUCGGUAUCUCUGGCAUCGCAGACGUUCUCAGCAUGACUUCUCGCCAUGUGCCAGUUGGUCUUGACCGUCUCUCCCUUUCCUUGGCUCUCUUUGUGGAAGGUUUCCUUUUCUAUUUCCAUGUCCACAAUCGUCCUCUUCUGGACCAGCACAUUCACUCUCUGCUUCUGGUUGCGGUGUUUGGUGGAUCCGCCACCACAAUGUUGGAGGUGUUUAAGCGAGAUAACACAGUGCUGGAACUUUUCAGGUGCAGUUUGGCCAUCCUACAAGGAACAUGGUUCUAUCAGAUCGGGUUUGUGCUGUUUCCUCUGAGUGGAUCACCUUGGGAUCAGGAAAAGCACGACAACAUCAUGUUCAUCACCAUGUGCUUCUGCUGGCAUUACGCUGUGGCUCUAUUGAUUGUAGGCAUCUGCUACUGUGGAGUUUUUUGGUCUUCAAAAUGGUGUGAUGGAAGGCAGAUAGGCGACUUGGAGAUGGGGCUCAGAAAGUGUCCUGCCUCAGACUCUAGCCCCCAGAAGGCUUUGCUCCAGGAAUCAGAUGAAGAGUAGUUGGAGCCUGUGAUGACUGCCAAGAUUGAAUGCACUUUUUUCU